Messenger RNA from Purpureocillium lilacinum, 1545 nucleotides. The record is from RefSeq and is a predicted model, not a curated record. Lineage: Eukaryota; Fungi; Ascomycota; Sordariomycetes; Hypocreales; Ophiocordycipitaceae.
AUGCCGCGCAAGGGUAUAGUCAAGGUCCGCACCGGCUGCAUAACAUGCAAGUACGACGCCUUCCUCAAGUGCGAUGAAGGGCGGCCGACGUGCUUUGUCUGCCAAAAGGCCGGCAAGCUGUGUCGAGGCUACGCACCACCGCCCGUCGGCUACUACUCAUGGCAAGACUUGCUCCUCCUCAGCAAGCCCGUCCAGCCCGGGCCGUCCCACAUCCCCGGCGCCUCUGUCCUUGAGCUGCGAAACAUUGCCUUCUUCCAGCGGGUCGUGGCGCCGUCGGUCUGCGGGCCGGUGCCGCACUCGCUUUGGACGAUGGUGGUUAAUCAGAUGGUGCACGCCGAGCCGGCGGCCAGACACGCCGUCAUCGCCAUAGGCUCGCUGCACGAGAACUCAGCGCAUGUCCUGGGCAGCGAUCCGAUGGCGUCCGGGCCUCUGGACGCAGACCGGCACGCCAUCACGCAUUACAACAAUGCGAUACGAUGUCUUACCGCGCCAGGGCUGCGCUUCUCCAACGACACGAUUCUCCUCAUUUGCGUCUUGUUUAUUGCGAUAGAGUUUCUUCGCGGCAACGUCGAAGCGGCAUCUACACACAUCAGAAACGGCAUAUCGCUGCUAAACUCCGUGGGCAGCGCCAACGAAGACCUAGUCUUUGCCCUGCUGCAUCUCGCCAUAUUCCCGUACUACUUCGCAAUGGGUCCAGCCAGCAGUCUAGAGGUUCCGCUGUAUUUAGACCGGUCGCGCUUCCCACGGAUAUUCCCGAGUUCAUGCCAUGCGCAGGCCUGGCUCGACCUGCUCGCCUUGCGCACCGUGCGACUUGUCCGCCAAGCGAAAGAGCGCCGCGCCGGGGUCACAGCAGCGGUGCCCCUCGAGGAGAUUACGGAGGCGGCGCGGGUCCUCGACGGGGAUCUGGACGCGUGGUGGUCUACAUUCUGCACCUCGCGCGCUGAAAUGCAGGGCGACCUCGAGGUCAUGGCCCGCCUGCUCGAAGCGAGAUUCCUUCAUGCAAAGAUGAGAGUCGGCACGAACCUAGACCAAGACGAGCACAUAUGGGCGACCCAGGAGUCCAAGUUCCACCGCUUCGUAACGGUCUGCCAGGAGGUGCGAAACGCAUGGCUGUCUGACAGCGGCAAAAGCAGGAAGUUUGCGUUUGGCAUGGGCUUCUGUCCGCUGCUGUUUAGGACCGUGCACAAAUGCCGCGUGCUGGAGCUGCGGCUCGCCGCGCUGUCGCUCAUGGACGAGCUCUGCUGGGCGCGUGAGACGGUCUGGGACCGGACGAUGCUGCGGGCACUGGGCAAAAAGAUAAUUGAGGUCGAGCACGGCGUAGUGCUGACGCCGGAGACGAUGAAGGCGUGGCGGGAAGUAGACGCGACAGAGCUUGCCGUGCCAGCCGACGCGCACCUGAUCCGGGAUUUUGUUUUGCACCCUGGGCCGGACAUGACGAUGAACGCUGAUGGCUCAAAGACGUGGAAGAGACGGGUGACGCUCAUUCUGACGGGUCCAGGGGGUAGCUCAGAGGGGCGUUUGGAGGUGUGUUUUGAGAUACGAUGA